Messenger RNA from Meloidogyne enterolobii, 1164 nucleotides. Lineage: Eukaryota; Metazoa; Nematoda; Chromadorea; Rhabditida; Meloidogynidae. The record is from the annotation of a GenBank genome assembly.
UUUAAAAAAUAUUAAUGGCAGAAAAAAAGCAACAAAUUGCUAGUGCUGGUUUUGAACUUGUUCAAUCUUUACACGACAAUCCGGAUGUCUUGCCUCCAUACAACAAAAAAUUGGUUGACAAAUGUGCCAAACAAAUUAUUGAUCUUUAUAAUGAAAAUGUUCGUUCUUUUAUGGAUUUAAAAUCAAAGACAGACGGUUCAAAUAAAGAAAAUGAAAGUCAAGUUUUUCAACUGGUUCGUAUUAGACAAGUUGCUAUUGAUCAAAUAAAACGAUGCAGUUGUGCUUAUAUAAAUGAACGAAUGAAGAGAAUAAAAAAUAUGAGAUGGAAAUGUGGAGGUCAAAUACCAGAAAAAGUCAAAAACAAUAUGUCAGAACAUGAACAAAAAUGGCUUAAAAAUUAUAAUGAAAUUACUUUUGAAUUUCAAAAUGAAUUUGGAAAAGAAGAUGAAGAAAAUGAAGGAGAGGAAGUAAAUGGGGGAGAUGGUGUUAAUUUGUUUAAUUAUGUUGAUCCUCCUGAUAAAUUAAUGGUCAAAGUUAGAGCUCUCAAGGAUAGCGGCCAGUUUGAAACUAGUGAUGGAAUUACCGUUGUUUUAGCAAAAGGUGCUGUUCAUUUAUUGCCUCGACAGGAUUGUGAGAAUUUAGUGAGGAAAGGAAUGUGUCCAUCACCUCCCAUUAGAUCAACAAGCAGUAAAUGUGCUUGUUUUUGGAAAACUUUAAUUGUUAUUACUGCAAUUAUUACUGCUCUCUUUGGUGUUUUUGUUUAUCUAAAUGAGGAGUUUGAACCUGUUGUUUACAGACUUCCAUCACCACCUUCACUCAAAGGGCCAUUAAAACCCAACAAUUAUCUACGUAAUGCUCAAAUGCUUCUAAAAGGCCAAAUCUUAGGGCCAGAAUCUCUGGUUGUUGAAAAGGACGGAAAGAAGACAGUUAUUUACACUGGCACUUGGGAUGGAAAAUUGUUAAAAAUAGUUAAUGGAAUUGUGGAAAAAUCUCUGAAAAUUAAACCUGGAAAGAAGACUUUUGCCUGCGGUAUUUUUUAUUUUAAAACAAUUUUCCCUAUGAUGAGAGUCAAAUAAUUCGUGAAAGAUUUUUAUACCUAAUGGUUUGAACCUUAAAUCCCCAACUCCAGAAUGGCAAUCUCGCAUUUUAUUGUUUUUUGAUGUC